Molecule: messenger RNA, 1093 nt
Organism: Acyrthosiphon pisum (pea aphid)
Lineage: Eukaryota; Metazoa; Arthropoda; Insecta; Hemiptera; Aphididae
Product: mitochondrial intermembrane space import and assembly protein 40-B
Exons: 4
Coding region: 492-878 (128 amino acids)
Biological process (GO): protein import into mitochondrial intermembrane space
Cellular component (GO): mitochondrial intermembrane space
Molecular function (GO): protein-disulfide reductase activity
Source: RefSeq, a predicted model, not a curated record
UUGAUAGGGCAUUAUUACUUAUUAUAGUGCAAUAGCAAAUAGUGCAUUACUCGCUGGCCGCUGCAUAGUGCAUUUGCGUUAGACACUUUAAAUAGGUGCACUCGUCUACUGGACGGCCGUGUUGGUUGUGUCCGUGUAUUUUAAUAAUGUUGAUAAUAUACCGAUUAUGUGUUCUUAUUACUUCCUAGAAGUCACAUUGAAUGUUCUCGAUAGAAAAGGCGACAACGUAGACGUCAACGACGGAAAAUUUUCUUUUUACAUCAAGGAAGCGCUUAAAGAAGUUUUUGGCCAGUUUGGAACAAGUGUCAACUUUGAUGUAUUAAGGUUUAAAGCUGGAAAAGGCAUAAUUCGGUGUCCAUCUAAUUUUUACAUUAAAUUUCGUGGAGCGCUUACUUUGUUUGGACGUCACAACUCAAAUACUGUUGCAUUUAACGUGCACCGUGGUUCGUCGUGUUUAAUAUCAUUCAUCACAGAAGACAGAACUUAUAAACAUGUCACAAGUAAUUAAAGAUGGUAAAGACACAAUCAUAUUUGCCACAAAAGAAGAUCAUCAGUCACCUAGUAAAGUCACAUUAUCACCACCAGAACCCUCACCGGGUCUCAUAUUUCCAGAUGGCUCCAUCAACUGGAAUUGUCCAUGUUUAGGAGGAAUGGCGACUGGGCCUUGUGGGGUUGAAUUUAGAGAAUCAUUUACAUGUUUUCAUUAUAGUAAAGAAGAACCUAAAGGUAUGGAAUGUAGGGAAAAGUUCACAGCUAUGUGGACUUGCAUGGACCAAUAUCCAGAAGUAUAUACAGAAGGUUUAAAAGAUGAUGAGGAAUUUUUAAAUAAAGAAGAACAAGCUGAUGAAACCAUCAAAAAUAAAGAGACAAAUUCGUAAGAUUUGUUGUUAAACUGUGCUGUUUUAGAAUUUUUUUUUUGUUUUAAAUAGAUGUUUUAGGUAUUAAAUUUAUAUUUUUGUUUUGUUUUUAUGUGUACUUAAUCAUAUUAAUUAUUAUCAACAUAUUCUAUUAGUAAAAACAAAGAAUUUGUUAUUUGGUUUAUGACUCAUACUUAGGGCCGUUCUUACGAUGUACGGUAAAGUGUCGAUUUACA